This is a messenger RNA of Ostertagia ostertagi, 684 nucleotides long. Lineage: Eukaryota; Metazoa; Nematoda; Chromadorea; Rhabditida; Trichostrongylidae. The record is from the annotation of a GenBank genome assembly.
AAAGAGGCUGUUGAAUGCGAAGCAGGCGAAGUCGUUGUUGGAAAGAGAUGUUUCACGACCAAAGGCAACGGACUCUUCACUGAAUACUCUAAGGCGUGUGGUGAAAGAUACCGUUUUCACGUGAUAGAAAGCGAAUUUGAUAGACAGUGGAUCGCCCUUCGUAUGCAAGAGAGCGACGAAGAAAUGUGGGUGGGAAUUUCUGGUGAAUACUUCUAUGCGAACCGUCCGAUCGCUCAUAAAGGGAACAGGACGAAGAGAGGGACUGGCUCAAGCGGAGCACCAGCACCGAGAAGAGGAAAAAUAGUCAAAAUGCACAUGAAGGAUAUCAAAAAGGGCAAUCUCAUCAGAGGAAAGUUACGUGGUGCCGUUGCAACAGAAAAGCAUCCGUUUCUGUGUUCGAGAAAAGGGAAAGCUAAAACGCACCCUGCAAAAGUACACCACGCGAAUCCACCUGAGACAGCUCCUGCUCCCCCUCCGGAAACAGCUCCUCCUGAGACAGCUCCUCCCAAGACAGCCCCUCCUCCAUCGGCUACAAAGGCUACCACAAAACGGACUAAAAAGCAACCAGCGACGCAUAAACCUGGUGCGACUAAGAAACGAAAGCCUAAGCCUACCAAACCUUCUGUUACUCUGCCACCAGGACAAUCAUUAGGACCUAUUGAUAGUGUUCCGCCAAAAAAGGCA